AUGAACCACACGCUCUCGCCCUCUUCCGUUCCCAUGAUGCAGCGCGUCUGCCUGUCUCUGAGCCGCCAUGUUGUCGGAGUGAAAGCUUGGAAGUCUGGAAAGAGAACCGGGGUUGAAAUCUGCGACCAUCCGCCCUCUCCGCCUGUAAGUAGCCCUCUCCGUGGGCACAGAGACCCUCUAGCCGGAUCAAACCACACAUCGCCCGGUGUAUUGUCUUUACCGGACUGGAACGAGAGUUUGGGGUGUUAUUUUAACGGCUGUGUUGCCGCCUCCCUCCCCUGCCUCCUCCGGUUGUGUUGCUGUCUUCCGCUCUAGCCAGACAGCUCAGGCCUUUGUUAGCUAGCUUACAUCCGCGUCAUGGAGACCUGUAGAGCCCGAGUGCACGGCAGACAGCGCUCGCCUCGUGCCCCUCCCGGUGCUAGUAACGGGUCACCGGUGUGUGCUAUCUCAGAUAGAGGAGGUGUCGGGGCCGGGUUUGGCCAGUGUCGGACUGGGCUAAACUGUUCUCUGCCUUGGGAGGCCGUGUAUUGUUGGUAAUUGGGUAGCUAGCCACUGGAACCAGUUCCGUGGGUGGCAUGCGACUUAAGCUAGUUAACGUUAGCCGCCUAGAGAACACCUUACAUGGAGAACACAGCUAACUAGCUAUAUGUCAAAAUCAGACAAACCCACAUCUUUGCUUACGUCCAUUUUCAUGUCUAAAUGGCCUCGUUGUUUUGUUUAGUUAGCUUGUUGGAUGUUGUGCCUCAGCGACUGACAGCUAGCUAGAUGGCACACAAAGCUACGUUCUGCUUUUGUUGUUCUGGUACGGGUGGACAGAACAGUAUAUCGCGGUGAUAAUCGAUCCAGGUAUUAAAUAAGGAUUAACCCAGUUAUAGCCAACAAUGCCUAUUUCCGGGUGGCGAACAUAACGACUCGAGCGUGAUGAACAUGAGACUGUGUUACUGAUUUCCGGGUGUUUCCAAAUAGGUUGCUAACGUGACUUUUCUAUCAUGGCAUACACCGCUGUUAUCUACUUUCAUGGAAUAACGUAUUUUUAUGCUAUUUUCAUGCGAAACAGACUGGGAGUAUUAUUUUUUUUAUUUCAAGUGGUUGUCUUGAAGCGGUGUUGUCUAGAUGGCAGGAGCUAGCUUGCUUGCUAGCUAACGAUACCUGCAGAGGGGGGCGUGUUUGUUACGGCAUAGUUCAAUGCUGGGAGGCUUCUGCUCAUUGUCAUGUGUGUCUGUGGUUGAUAGGUGUGUGGACACCUCGGAGCCAUGGAGGUGUGUGUGUGAGGUAGAGAGAGGUGUUGUGGGAUUUGACAGAUUCAGGUGGUAUUUCCUAAUACUCCUCUUCUCCAUCUGUGUAGCAGUACCAGGCCUUAUUAUUCAGACAGAGGUUGAAGCGGUUCAAUUAUAAAUAAAACAUGGAAACAGAAACAUUGAACAGACCACCUGGUUGUCUAGAUAGAAAGUAUCUUACCACUGAACACUCCUCGUCUGUUGAGUGGGUGGAAUCCACAUCACCUGAGGUGUAGGCUGUUGGAAACUGUUUUCUCCAAGCGGAAAAACGUUUUGUAACGAAAACAAGCGUUUCUAUUGGGAAAAUUGAGGUAGGUCCCUCCCUGUUUGGUUCUGUUUGCUUCCAUUUGGUUCCUAGAGUAAACAGUAAACUGUUGUCUGUUGCAAACCGUUUUGCAACGGUCUGCGACUAAUGAAUACACCCCUGGCUGGGCCACUUUCAGCAGGACACAAUGUUGUGGAAUGUUGCAGAUGUCAUGAGUACAACUGACGUGAAUAUUUUUUCUGCAAGUUAGAAAAGCAUGUUUGCUACAGAAUAUAAUCGUAUAGGAACGUUGCACAACCCAGUAGUCAAUGUUCCUAUGGUCUACUGAUCAAGACAAGUGAUGCCCUUUAAAAACAGUUGUUGAACAUAAGUAGGCUCACGUAUCCAAGCCAGCUGAGCACAUAGUAGAACAUGUAUAAGAAACAGGCGUGCCUCCUGAAAUGUGACACAACGCAAGCAUUUGCUGCAGAAUCAUGAACAGUAAACUGUAUCAGAAUGAGUUUCUGUCUAACAUGUCAUGGAGGUCUACAUAAGAGGAAAUACACCAGACUUCUAAUGUUACCCACCUACGUUACCUAUCUACCUUUAGAGCAGGGGUGUCAAUCUCAUUCCAGGGAGGGCCAAGUGUCUGCUGGUUUUUGGUUUUUCCUUUCAAUUAAGACCUAGACAACCAGGUGAGGGGAGUUCCUUAGUUAUCAAUUACCUUAAUUAAUCAAUCAAGUACAAGGGAAGAGCGAAAACCGGCAGACACUUGCCCCUCCGUGGAAUGAGUUCGACACGUGGUUUAGAUAAUUUGUAACUACUGAAAGGGAAUGGGCUAGUGGUUAUGUCAUGGUUUUUCUAAGUAAAUGAGUCAGGCUUCAGUUCCAUUUCAAACUCUUGUCUGUCAGUUGAAUCGAAAAUAGAAAUCCCAGACGAGAGUCAUGAAUUGACAAAGUAAAGUCGAGAUGGAAUUUGACCCCAGCUUAGCGCUGGGGCUUUGUUUGUUUGUUUGUUUGUGUGUGUGUAUUAUUUAUGACACUGUGGGUGAUUUGCACAAUGCUGGGUAUGAAAUUAGUGACUGUCCCUCUCAAAAAUUGUUUUUUUCCAAUCCCUCCUGUAGGUUUUUUCCCAAUCCCUCCUGUAGGUUUUCUCCAACCCCAGUUGUAAUUAACCUGAUUCACCUUAUCAACCAGCUAAUUAUUAGAAUCGGGUGCGUUAGAUUUGUGUUGGAGCGAAAAACUACAUGACGGUAGCUCUCCAGGAACAGGGUUGGAGAGCCCUGACUUAGAAUAUGUCGUCAUUUAUGUUGUGGAAGUUGAGUCCACUGGCUGGAGGACAUAAAUGUUGAUUCAUUGCAGUCCCUGCAAGUGUGUUCCAGAUUGUGUUUUAAGGAGUGUAGCUCGUGUGUGUUUGGAAUGAGGUGUGUGUGUCACUAACGGUGUGUGUGUGUCUCCCUCUUUUCAACAGGCCUUGGUGGAAUGAGCAGUGUGUGUGUGUUGAAGGGUAAAGCAGUGCUCUGGCAGGACUCGUUCAGCCCCCACCUCAGAACUUCAACUCCCAGCAUGCCCGUGGUGCUGAGCAGCGGAGGACACGCCCCCCCGGCCGGACUGACCCCACAUGCCCCGUCCCCUAGCCAACAGGUAAAGGUGGAGACGGAUACAAAAACACACAAAUGCAUAUAGUAGGUAGACACAAAUGUGGUCUCCUCUUUAUACAUUACAUGUUACACAGACUGACAGGCGUGCAGACAAAUUUAAUAGUUUCUGGUGCAAAAGUGGCGCGGGCGGAGGCGUUAGCUAAGUGUGCCUGUGUCGCAGGGCGUGGCGGGUGCUGGUCGGUCUCAGGAUGAUGCCAUGGUGGAUUACUUCUUCCAGCGGCAGCAUGGGGAGCAGCCUGGGAAACACCGCUGGCCCACUGGGGAUAACAUCCACGACAGCCAGGUACUAGGUGUGUGUGUGUGUGUGUAAAAUCAGAAAAUGGUCCGGGUUAAUGUGUGUGAGUGUAUAGCCCUAGUCUUUACCGACCGUCUCUCUGUGUGUGUGUGUAACCUUGCCCCUCUCUAUAUAGGUGCACUAGGUGUGUGUAAUAACCUUGGCUCUCAGUAGGGGUGAUUAUGUGUGGUACUCUAACAUUGUCUGUGUCUGUAGGUGUGUUUGUUGCUCAACCUUGUCUUUCUGUUGGGGUGUGUAUGUGUGUGUUACUCUAAACUUCAAAUCAAAUUUUAUUUACCACAUACGCCGAAUACAACAGGUGUAGACCUUACAGUGAAAUGCUUACUUACAAGCCCUUAACCAACAAUGCAGUUUAAAGAAAAAUAAGUGUUAAGUAAAAAAAUAGAUAAGUAAAAAAUAACGAAUAAUUAAAGAGCAGCAGUAAAAUAAAAUAACAGUAGGGAGGCUAUAUACAGGGGUACUGGUACAGAGUCAAUGUGCGGGGGCACCGGUUAGUUGAGGUAAUUGAGGUAAUAUGUACAUGUGGGUAGAGUUAAAGUGACUGCAUAGAUAAUAAACAGAGUAGCAGCAGCGUAAAAGAGGGGGUGGGGGGUACAAUGCAAAUAGUCCGGGUAGCCAUUUGAUUAGCUGUUCAGGAGUCUUAUGGCUUGGGGGUAGAAGCUGUUAAGAAGCCUUUUGGACCUAGACUUGGCGCUCCGGUACCGCUUGCCGUGCGGUAGCAGAGAGAACAGUCUAUGAUUUGGGUGGCUGGAGUCUUUGACAAUUUUUGUCUUGUCUCUAUCUGUAGGUGAGGUCGAUGGAUGAGCUGAACCAUGACUUCCAGGCUCUGGCCCUAGAGGGGCGUGCCAUGGGAGAGGUAAGGGGUCAGGUGUUACAGGUCAAGUAGUUUGAGGACCAUAGACACUCAGCUUACCAAAGGCCAUGUGAUGGUGGUGGUGUUAGGAAGACCGUGUCCCAGAAUAGUGUUCCGACAUACAACAUCCUGCUGCAAUAGGAAGCUUCAGCAUUGUAAUGUUAGCUAGCAGUUAUCUUGGUUGUCAUUUAGCAAAGGAAUUCAGAGGAAAAUAUCCUUACACUUCCCCUUUCUCUCUCUCCCCCUCCCCUUUCUCUCUCUCCCUCCCCUUUCUUCUCUCCCCUCCCCUCCCCUUUCUCUCUCUCCCCUCCCCUUUCUCUCUCUCUCCCUCCCCUCCCCUUUCUCUCUCUCUCCCCUCCCCUUUCUCUCUCCCCCCUUCUUUCUUUCUCUCUCUCCCCUCCCCUUUCUCUCUCCCUCCCCUCCCCUUUCUCUCUCCCCCCCCUCCCCUUUCUCUCUCUCUCCCCUCCCCUUUCUCUCCCCCUCCCCUUUCUCUCCUCCCCUCCCCUUUCUCUCUCUCUCCCCUCCCCCUUCUCUCUCCUCCCCUCCCCUUUCUCUCUCUCCCCUCCCCCUUUCCUCUCUCUCCCUCCCCUCCCCUUUCUCUCUUCCCCUCCCCUUUCCCCCUUUCCCCUCCCCUUUCUCUCCUCCCCCCUCCCCUUUCUUUUCCUCCUUCCCUCCCUUUCUUCUCUCUUCUUCCCUCCCCUUUCUCUCUUCCCCCCCUCCCCUCUUCCCCCUCCCCUCUCUUUCCCCUCCCCUUUCUCUCUCUCCCCUCCCCUUUUCUCUCUUCCCCCUCCCCCUUUCUCUCCUCUCCUCCCCCGUUCCUCUCUUCUCUCUCUCUUUCCCUUCCCGUUCUCUCCCUCCCACUCUUUCUCCUCUUCUUCCCUUCCCUCCCCUUCUCUCCUCCCCUCCCCUUUCUCUCCGCCCCCUCCCCUUUCUCUCUCUCCGUCUCCCUUCUCCUCUCUCCCCUUUUUCCCCUCCCCUUUUCUCUCUCCUCCCCUUUUUCUCUCUCUUCCCUCCCCCUCCCUUUUCUCCCCUCCCCUCCACUUUCCUCCUCCCCCCUUUUUCUCUCUCCCCCUCCCCUUUCUCUCUCUUCCUCCCCGUUCUUUCCCCUCCCCUUCUCUCCUCGUUUUCUCGUUUCUUCUGUUGCUUUCUUUCCUCUCCUUCUCUUCUUUUUCUUUCUUUCUCCCCUCCGCGUCCCUUUCUCUCUCUUUUCCCUCCCCUUUCUUUCUUUGCCUCCCUCCCCUUUGGAUCUCUCCUCCCCUCUUCUUUCUUUCUCUCCCCUUUCUCUUCUCCCUCCCUCGCUCCUCCCCUCAACCCUUUUCCCUCUGCUCUCCCCCCUCCCGCCCACUCCCCUUUUUCUCUCUCUUCCCUCCCCUUUUUCCUCCUUUCCCUCCCCCUUUUUCUCGCUCUUGCCCUCUCUCUUCCUUCCCUCCCGCUUUUUCUUCUCUCUUCUUCCCUCCCCUUUUUUCUCUCUUCCCUCUUUUCCCUCCCCCUUUUUCUCUCUCCCUCCCUCCCCUUUCUCUCUCGCUCUCCCUCCUCUCCUCUACAGCAGCUUCUGACAGGUAAGAAGUUUUGGGAGAGUGAUGAAGCGGGGAAAGACGGACCAAAAGGGAUCUUCCUGGACCAGUGGAGGGACAGCGCGUGGGGGGCCACAGGUAAGACAGAGGGUGUCCCAGGAUUGAAACGCCAAUGGGUCACCACACCAAAGUCUCAGUGUCCAGCAAAAUGUGUGCAUGUUUGGAGACUGACAGUAGGGCACGCUCUUUCUCCUCCUCCAGACCACUCGGUGUCUCAGCCAAUCAUGGUGUCCCGUCGGCCGGGCGGUGGGUUCCAUAGCGGCGGGGAGGUGGGCGGGUCAGUGAUGUCACCGCGGUCAGAGAGUGGGGGGUUAGGGGUCAGUAUGGUAGAAUACGUCCUCUCCUCCUCUCCCGCCGAGAAACUGGACUCCUGCCUCCGCAAGGGACCCUACGUAAGUAGCCUAAACUCGUUUACAUUCUAUCAUUCAAUACCUUUAUCACUAUAACCAACACUCACCCACUCUUAUCACUGACAACCUGGACUCCUACCUGCGCUAGGUUAUAUUGCAUACGUAGUCUCGUUUAGCACUCCCUCGAUCUCUCACUGGUUCAUUCCUUCAUACACUUAUCUCUUGAUCUCGUACUUUUAUCACUGUGUAUCACUGUCACUUCAUUAAUCAAUCUCUCAAUCACAAUGUUCUCAAUCUGUCCCUCCAUCCAUCUCUCUCUGUCUCUCUCUCUCUGACAGGGUCCGAGGGAUGGAGAGGUGGAGGAGGAGAAUAGGGAGAAACCGAAGGUGUUUGAAGUAGAGAAACUCAAGGAGAUGGUCGAGGGUGAGGGUGAUGUCAUCAGUGAUGUCAUCAACCCUAAUGGGCUCCCUGUGCAGAACGGCCUGGACGUGGACGUCAAAGAGUACAGGUACACACCCACACACACACACACACUCUCUUACUCUGUGUGUGUGUGUGUGUGUACACACAUUCACACCGGCAUACACAUCUCACCAUGUUCCCUCUUCUCUUCCGCUCUCUGCAGUCGUCAAGGCCAGAUGCCACCUGCGGGGCCAGACACUGACAUGAUGGGGGGUGUAGGGGGGUGUGUGGGUGUAGGAGGGGAGGGUAUGGUCCCCAUGGGAGGAGGCGGGGGUCCCAAACCCCAAGAGGACUUCUCUGGUGUGGAACAGGGUGUUACUAUGGCUACCAUGGAGUCUGUGAUGGAGCCUCUGCAGUUUGACUACAACUCCCAGAUGACCAUGGACUCACAGCCCACCGUGGGGCUGUUUGACUACAGCAACCAACAACAGGUGUGUGUGUGUGUGAGAGAUGACGACGACCACCAUGGACUGCUGGACUACGGCAACCAGCAGAGGUGUAUAUGUGUAUAUACUAUGGCACCCCAACUUGCGGCCCACGGGUGUUUUUAUUUGCCCUCCCAAGUUUUCUGAGCAAAAAUGUUGUUUUUGUUUAAUUUUUUAUUGUUGAACUUAAAAGACUGUAAAAACACCAGGAAAUCAGCUCCAAGUGAUUUUAAUUUUGGAAAUCUGUUCCCAUGUAUUCCAUCCCAUAAUAGAGAGACACGUGAUCGUAUUCAAAUGUAAGCAAGGUUUGAAAUGAUUAUGUUUUAGUCAAAUAUUAUAUAUGUUUGGGCUUCUUGCGGUCAAUUUGCAGUCUACAAAUUAUUACCGGUUUGAAGAAUCUCAAAUAUAAAAUAUAUUUUGAUUUGUUUAACACUUUUUUGGUUACUACAUGAUUCCAUAUGUGUUAUUUCAUAGCUUUGAUGUCUUCACUAUUCUACAAUGUAGAAAAUUGUAAAAAAAAAAAAACAGGAAUGAGAAGGUGUGUCCAAACUUUUGACUGGUACUGUAUAUAAUAACCAGUUUGUGUGUGUAGUUGUUCCAGAGACCCAAUGCUCUAGCACUGCAGCAGCUGACAGCAGCUCAACAGCAGCAGUAUGCCUUGGCAGCAGCACAGCAAUCUCACAUUGGUAAGAGACUGAGUGUGUGUGUGCGUGUUUUGUAUGUUUUAGGGGAAAGACAUGUUAAACAUGAUACUCUGCUGACCCAUUCCUGGGCAGUAAUUCAGUGACAAAAAGUUGUUCUUGGACUGGGUGUGUUCCUCUCUUACUGACCUCUCUUUGUGUGUGUUUUCAGGUCUGGCUCCCGCUUUUGUUCCCAACCCUUACAUCAUCAGUGCGGGUCCACCUGGAACUGACCCCUACGCUGCAGGACUGGCAGCUGCUGCAACACUGGGUAAGACCCAUACACACACACACUCACCUACCAUUUCUAUUCCAUGUCCAGCGGCGAUGCCUCCCAGGUACUAUGGAUAUAUAUAUAUAUAUAUAUAUAUAUAUAUAUAUAUAUAUAUAUAUAUACACCAUUUAGCGACUUGCAGUCAUGCGUGCAUACUUUUUACAUAUGCAUACUCCCGGGAAUCGAACCCACUAUUCUGGCAUUGCAUGCGCCAACCAACUUACCGUGUGUGUGUUCAGGCCCAGCGGUGAUGCCUCCUCAGUACUACGGGGUAACUCCAUGGGGAGUGUAUCCAGCCAAUCUGUUCCAGCAACAGGCUGCAGCCGCCAGCAACUCAGCCAAUCAACAGGCUCAAGGACAGAACCAGCAGAACCAACAACAGGUAAUUUACUCGCUAUUGGCUAGACCUCUCCUCAACCUCUCCUAUCUAUCUCCCAUUAGAUAAAGCUACUGUCAGACAUUUUUGCCUGUCUUUCAAUGCUCACCACUUUGUGGUUGUAGAUUGUUUCAGCAUGAAUAGAGUAAGUAUUGAUGCAUUCAUGCACAUUAUUUCGCCCAGUCAUGUUGUGUCCAUGGCAUUUUACUAAGGAUAACACCAGUCUCAGACUUCUCUGCCCUUCAUAUUGGCCAAUCCCUCCCCUAAAUAAUAACAUCAACAAUCAGAUACCCCAACUACACCCACCCCGUCGAACCACACCACUCAGCCCAAAACACCGAUCGACCUCACCAAGCUAACCCACACCUAGACACACAACAACGCUCGACAACACCCGACACCACCUCAGACUCACCCACCACAUAACGACAUCGACACAACCAUACGACCUCAACACAUACACAUCCCACACCUAAUACACUAUAACACCAACACACGCAUACAACACACACACAACACGCAUACAGACACUCACACCAUCGACACUACAACACACACACACGCUCAGACACUCGACACCACGAUACCCACCGCAUCAGCACCACACGUCAGCACACACACGCAUAAGACCUCACACACACCAUCAGACAUCACACACACGCAUCAGACAUCACACACACGCAUCAGACACCAACAACACUCACACACGCAUACAGACACUCACACACACACGCAUACAGACACACACACACACCACACGCAUACAGACACUCACACCACAUACAGACACCUACAGACACUCACACCUACAGCACCACCACACACGCAUACGGACACUCACACACGCAUACAGACACUAUCAAACACACAACAUACAGACACUCACACACACGCAUCAGACACUCAAGCAUGCAGCACCAACACGCAUGCAGACACUCCACACGCAUGCAAGCCUCACACACACGCAUCAGACACACACACACACACGCAUGCAGAACUCACACCACACCCACACACACGCAUACAGACACUCAACACACAACGCAUACAGACACCACACCGCAUACAGACACCCCAUACAGACACUCACACACCACACACAACGACAUCACACACACGCCAUACAGACACCACACACCACACGCAUACAACACUCACACACACGCAUACAGCGCAUACAGACACUCACACACGCAUACAACAUCACACCACACACGCAUACGACACUACACACGAUACAGACACCUCACACACACACGCAUACAGACACUCACACACACGCAUGCAGACACUCACACGCAUGCAGACACUCACACACACGCAUGCAGACACUCACACACACGCAUGCAGACACUCACACACACGCAUGCAGACACUCACACACACGCAUCAGACACACCACAACACACGCAUCAGACACUCACACAACACCCACACACACACCAUACAGACACUCACACACACACACGCAUACAGACACACACACACGCAUACAGACACUCACCACACACACACACACAGCAUACAGACACUCACAUACACAUCAGCAUACAGACACCAAACACACCGCAUACAGACACUCACACACACGCAUACAGACACUCACACACACGCAUACAGACACUCACACACACACGCAUACAGACACUCACACACACACACGCAUACAGACACUCACACACACACACAACCAUACAGACACUCACACACACACACACACACUACAGACACUCACACACACCAACAGCAUACAGGACACUACACACACACACAACAACUAGACACUCGACCACACUCACAUACAGACACUCACACACCACAACACCAGACACUCACACACACACACACGCAUACGAACACUACACCACGCCAUACAGACACUCACCACACACCAAAACGCAUACGACACCACACACCAUACAGACACUCACACCACACCGCAUACAGACACUCACACACGCAUACAGACACUCACAACCACCAUACAGACACUCACACACGCACGACACGCAACAUACAGACACUCACACCACACACGCAUACAGACACUCACACACACGCAUACAGACACUACACACACACGAUACAGACACUCACACCACCUACAGACACUCCACACACAACCACGCAUACAGACACUCACACAGCAUACAGACACUCACCACACACACACACGCAACACUACAACACACACAUACAGACACACCACACACACGACAGAUACAACACUCACACACGCAUACAGACACUCACAAGCACGCAACGCACCACGCAUACAGACACUCACACACACACGCAUACAGGACACUCACACCACACGCAUACAGACACUCACACACACACCAUACAGACACUCACACCACACAUACAGACACUCACACACACACACACGCAUACAGACACUCCACACGCAUACAGACACUCACCACACACAAAACGCAUCAGACACUCCACACACACACUCGCAUACAACACUCAAAACACCACACGCAUACAGACACUCACACACACGCACACUAACAGACACUCACACACACGCAUACAGACACUCACACACGCAUACAGACACUCACACCACGCAUACAGACACCACACACCGCAACAGACACUCACACACAACGCAUACACACCAUCACACCAACACGCAUACAGACACUCACACACACAUACAGACACUCACACACAUACAGACACACACACGCAUACAGACACCACCACACACACACCCAUACAGACACCACACACACGCAUACAGACACUCACACACACACAUCGCAUACAGACACUCACACACACACACGCAUACAGACACGACACUAACGCAUACAGACACUCACACUCACACACGACACUCACACAAGACACCACACACACACGCAUACAGACACUCACACACGCACGCACAUACAGACCUCACACACACAGCAUACAGACACUCACACACAACACCACACACACGCAUACAGACACUCACACACACACACGCAUACAGACACUCACACACACACAUGCAUACAGACACUCACACUCACACAACACCUACACACACGCAUACAGACACUCCACACCACACACCACACGCAUACAGACACUCACACACACACACGCCAUACCAGACACUACCACACUCACACCACACACGCAUACAGACACUAAACAACACCAUACAGACACUCACCACACAGCAUACAGACACUCACAUCACACACACACGCAUGACAACACGUACAACACUCACACGCAUACAGAACACAUCGCAUCACACUAACAACAUCACAACACACACGCAUACAGACACUCAACCAUCAACACACAGCAACACUCACACACACCAACCAUACAACACCUACACACCACACACCAUACAGAACCACACAUACACACACACCAACGACAUCCCACAUACACUCACACACACCACGCAUACAGACACUCACACACACACACGCAUACAGACCACACACACACACCACGCACUCCUACAGACACUCACACUCACAUCCAGACACUCACACAGACACUCACACACACACGCAUACAGACACUCACACACGCACGCAUACAGACACUCACACACCAUACAGACACUCACACCACACACAACAGCACGCACUCAUCAGACACUCACACCACACACCCCAUACAGACACUCACACAUACAGCAUCACAGACACCACACCACAUACAGACACUCACACGCAUACACACACUCACACACACCACGCAUACAGACAUCACACCACACACGAACACGCAACUCACACCACACGCAUACACACACACACGCAUACAGACACUCCACACAACGCAUCCCUACAGACACUCCACACAACAGACUCAACACACACACCCAACACGCAUACAGCACACCACACACACGCAUACAGACACUCGCACACACACACGCAUACAGACACUCACACCACACGCAUACAGACACUGCACACACGCAUACAGACACUCACACCACAUCCAGACACCACACACACCACACAACCGCAUACAGCACACACCACCACACACACACGCACAGACCACACACACACGCACACACCACACACGCACAACACUCACACAACACACACACACUCACCACUACAGACACCACGCGCAUACAGACACCGCACCACCGCAUACAGCACACACACACAGACACUCACACACACGCCACACCAUACAGACACACACACGCAUACAGACACUCGCCACAACACACAACGCACACGCACACAACACUGCACACACCGCAUACAGACACACACACGCAUACAGACACCACUACAACACACACCCCACACGCACACAUACGCAUACAGACACACACCACACAAACGCAACAGACACACACAGACACGCACACAACUGCACCACACGCCAUACAGGCACAACACACACGCACACAGACACACCACACACAGCACACACAUACAGACACCACACACACGCAUACAGACACCACGCACAACACCGCAUACAGACACCACACACAUCCACACAGCAUACAGACACUCACACCAACAAUCAACACUCACACACCACAUACGCACACACACACACACAAACGCAUACAGACACACACACACACACAACCACACACGCAUACUCACACACACGCACCCACGACACUACACACACGCAACAGACACACACACACGCAUACAGACACUCACACAACGCAUACAGACACUACCACACACGCAUACAGACAACUCCACCACACACCAUACAGACACCACACACACACGCAUACAGACACCACACACAUACACACAUCCCGACACUCACCCACAACGCAUACAACACGCACAGACUGCAACACAACGCAUGACAGAACACACACACGCACACAGACACACCCACACCACACAGCGCACACAUACACACACACACUCACACAGACACACACACACGCAUACAUACACACACAACACACGCAUACAGAACCCACGCAAUACAGAAGACACACGCUAAGACACACUCAUACAGACACUCCCACACACACGCCUACAGACACCACACACACACGCAUACAACACACACACACGCAUACAGACACUCGCACACACACGCACACACACACACCACACAUACUGCAUACAGACAAACCACCACACACACACGAUUAACAGACACACACAGACACGCACACAGACUGCACACACGCAUACAGACACACACGCACACAGACACACACACACACACACACACACCACACGCAUACAGACACACACGCAUACAGACACACGCACACGCAUACAGACACACGCACGCACACAGACACACGCACGCACGCAUACAGACACUCACACACGCACACAGACACACGCACACAGACACACACACGCACACAGACACACGCACACACACGCACGCACACGCACGCAUACACACACGCACACGCAUACACACACACGUAUACAGACACUCACUCACACACACGCACGUAUACAGACACUCACACACACGCACGCAUACAGACACUCACACUCACGCACGCAUACAGACACUCACACACACACACACACGCACGCAUACAGACACUCACACACACGCAUACAGACACACGCACACAGACACACACGCACGCAUACAGACACACAGACACACACACACACACACGCGCAUACAGACACGCACACAGACACACACGCGCAUACAGACACUCACACACACACACGCGCAUACAGACACUCACACACACACACGCACACAGACACACACACACACGCAUACAGACACUCACACGCACACAGACACACACACACAUACAGACACACGCGCAUACAGACACGCACUCACACACGCGCAUUCAGACACGCACUCACACACACGCAUACAGACACUCACUCACACACACACGCAUACAGACACUCACACACACGCAUACAUACACACACACACACACACCCACGCAUACAGACACUCACACACACACGCAUACAGACACUCACACGCGCAUACAGACACUCACACGCGCAUACAGACACUCACACGCGCAUACAGACACUCACACGCGCAUACAGACACUCACACGCGCAUACAGACUCUCACGCGCGCAUACAGACACUCACACGCGCAUACAGACACUCACACGCGCAUACAGACACUCACACGCGCAUACAGACACUCACACGCGCAUACAGACACUCACACGCGCAUACAGACACACACACUCACGCGCACACAGACACACUCACACACACACUCACGCGCACACAGACACACUCACACACACACUCGCGCGCACACAGACACACUCACUCACGCGCACACAGACACACUCACACACACACAGACACGCGCACACAGACUCACGCGCACACACACAGACACGCGCACACAGACUCACGCGCACACAGACACACUCACACACACGCGCAUACAGACACGCGCAUACAGACACUCACACACACACGCGCAUACAGACACUCACACACAGACACUCACACACUUGUGCCUGCAUGCGCAUAUGCACAAACUCACACACCCCGGUUUCUGUUAGAACAAUUUUGCACUGUGCAACGUGACCGGGAAUAUUUUCAUUUACCGGCCAUUUCAGAAAUUUACCUGAACCAUAUGCAUUAGGUGUGCAACCCAUUAGGGUGUCCACCGACUGUGCUCAGAAUGACAAAUCACAUUUAGAAUCUUAACAGAAUAUUUAACUGCUGUAAUGAACCAGCCAAUUUUCUAACAUUUGCCAAAAUGCAAUUAGCGGGAAAACACCAUUCUAAACAGUGCACCUGAUGAAAAUCUCUGCUAGAGACUUAGAAAGAGGGAGAAUCUAAAGAUGCAACAACUAGGAUGGUUUGCUAAUAUGGCUAGGAUUGUGCCUUUGGCUUCUCUGGACAACCAAAGAAAGGUGAUUAGGAAAACCAAUCCAAACAAGAUAAAUGCUGGUUUGUAGCAUAUGAAAGGAAGUCUUUAUAAAGUAAUUCCCUAGACUACUUUCAAGCAAGGUUAGACAUGCCUCAUAAUAUGAAGUGAAAUGUUCCGUUUUCAAAAUGCGUACUGCCUCCAGCUCACAUUGCAAAGUGGUGGGUGACGCGCUGAUAACAUGCACAUCGUUGCCUAUUGCACUUGAAUGGCGAAUGGAAGGCGCGCUUCAAUUACUAGUUGAGAAAUAAAAAGUAGCUUGUUUUAAUCGUGGCGAUCAAACCAGUUUUUAAUAUGUUAUUGCAUUUAGAAUUGUUGCACAAUGACUGGGCUUAUAAAAGCACAUUUCACUCCAGCAGCUCUAUUGCUGAGGUGAUAUUGCGCCCAAAAUAGUCUCUCUCUGUAGGCUGUGGCUCUCUGUAGGCUGUAGCUCUCUGUAGGCUGUGACUCUCUGUAGGCUGUGGCUCUCUGUAGGCUGUGGCUCGCUGUGGCUCUCUGUAGGCUGUGGCUCUCUGUAGGCUGUGGCUCUCUGUAGGCUGUGGCUCUCUGUAGGCUGUGACUCUGUAGGCUGUGGCUCUCUGUAGGCUGUGACUCUCUGUAGGCUGUGGCUCUCUGUAGGCUGUGGCUCGCUGUGGCUCUCUGUAGGCUGUGGCUCUCUGUAGGCUGUGGCUCUCUGUAGGCUGUGGCUCUCUGUAGGCUGUGGCUCUCUGUAGGCUGUGACUCUCUGUAGGCUGUGGCUCUCUGUAGGCUGUGACUCUCUGUAGGCUGUGACUCUCUAGGCUGUGACUCUCUAGGCUGUGCGUGUGUGAUAAAAUAGACUAAGGAAAAUGCACACGCUCUAAUUUCAUUCCACAAAAUUAUGCAAAUCAACCUUUAGACCGAUAAGCAUGACUGUCAAAUGUAUUUCCAUUGACUGGUAUUUCCAUCAAUUAAUUAAGAAGCAUUAUUUAGCAAUGGGAUUGUUUUUUUUCUUCUCCCGGUCAAUUUGGCCAACAACAAUUUUACUUACCGCUUUUCAUUUUUGUAUUGGCCAAAAGCCGGCAAUUACCGGUUUACGGAAUCCCUGACACACACACACGUCUAACCCACUGUUUCCCAAACACGGUCCUCAGGACCCCAAGGGUUCAUCAAGCUGUGUAGUGUUAGGGCAAAAACAAAACGUGCACCCUUUCGGGUCCCGAGGACCGAGUUUGGGAAACGCUGGUCUAACCCAUGUGUUUCUCUCUGCAGGCUAUCCCAUGCUGGCUCCAGCUGCCUACUAUGACCAGACGGGGGCGCUAGUGGUCAACACAGGAUCUAGGGGCGGACCCGUACGCCUCAUGGCCCCCGCAGGCUCUGUUAUUAUCUCUCCAUCCGCUGCACAAGCAGGUAACACACUCCUCCAUUUACACUAUCACUCCAUCUCACGCAUUACUAUCACUCAAUCACCCUAAUACAGUAUCUCUCCAUCACUUCUUCAGCCCAUCAAACUCUCACUCCCUUAUGACGCUUUAUUCCUCUCUCUCUGUCCUCUCUGUCCUCUCUCUCUCUCUGUCCUCUCUCUCUCUCUGUCCUCUCUCUCUCUGUCCUCUCUCUCUCUCUGUCCUCUCUCUCUCUCUGUCCUCUCUCUCUCUCUCUCUGUCCUCUCUCUCUCUCUGUCCUCUCUCUCUCUGUCCUCUCUCUCUCUCUGUCCUCUCUCUCUCCGUCUCUCUCUCUCUCCAUCUCUCUCUUCUACCUCUCUCUCUCUCCCCCCCCCCACUCCCUCUCUCUCUCUCUCGCUCUGCCUCUCUCUCUCUCCCUCUCCAGUGGCGGCUGCAGCAGCUGCAGGUGGUGGGGCUAAUGGCGGUAUGGGAGGUGGGGCCAAUGGUCAGUUCCGAGGCAUGCAAUCCCAGCAGCCUCAGCAGCAGGGGGGAGGGGCUAUGUCAGGAAACUCCUUUUAUGGAUCCUCCUCUCUCAGCAACUCCUCCCAAAGCUCCUCCCUCUUCUCUCAAGGUAGCCAAACAACGUACUGUGAGUGAAAACAAAACGGGUGACUUGACAGAUGUUGUGUUCCAGACUAACUACAUUGCAGCCAUUGCAAUGGUUGCAUGCUGUUUCAUUGUCCUCUCUCUCUCUAAGCAUUUCACUGUUGUAUUCGGCGCAUGUGACCAAUAAAAUUUGAUUUGAUUUGAUAUUCCUAUAUCAUAAUGUGUUUAGUUGAUAUGUCAAAUACCUAUUCAGACGUGAGAUCUAACAGGCGUCUGCAAUGUAGUCAGCCUGGAACGUGGCCAAAAUGUGUGUGCAAAUAUUAUUUAAUUUACCAUUUAGAUUCCAAGAUAACGAAGGUGAUAUGUUCUUUUCUCUACAGGCUCCGCCCAGCCAGGCCCUGUCUCCGCCUCUCUGGGCUUUGGUCAGAGCAACUCUUCACUGGGAGCAACGUUGGGAGCUACGCUAGGAGGCUUUGGGACAGCAGGUGUGUGUGUGUGAUGUUUUAUUGUCUCAAAUCUCUCUCCCUCUCUCCAUGUGCAACCCAAGGCUGGUACUCAGUAGACUGGAUGGAGAGGCUUCUCACUCUGUUUAACUAUCUGUAGCCUGCUGUCCUCUGUGUCUGUGUGUAUAACUCCCUCUACUUGCCAACUAUAGUGACAGCAGUGUGUGUGUGUGUGUGUGUGUGUGUGUGUGUGUGUUUUAAUGGUCUCUCUGUCUCCCUCCAGUGGCUAACUCCAGCGGUGGCAGUGGUUCUCGUCGUGACUCUCUGACCGGCAGUAGUGACCUGUACAAACGCACACAGUCGAGUCUCACUCCCAUUGGCCAUGGGGGGUUCUACAACGGAACCCUGGGCUUUAGCUCCUCCCCCGGGCCUGUUGGAAUGCCCCUGCCCAACCAAGGCCCCUCCCAUUCCCUAACCCCACCCCCCUCUCUGUCCAAUCACAGCUCCUCAUCCAACCUCAACCUGGGUGAGUGACGAAGUCUACAUGCUGACAUAAAACUUGCAUUGUAUUUUUGGAGUUAGUGUUAUUAUAACAUUCUAUCAUUGUUAUUAUUAUGUUAUCCAAUCAGUACUAACAUCACUCCUCUCUGACCCCUCCCCCAGGAGGUCUGACCAAUGGCAGCGGUCGUUUCAUCUCUGCUGCUCCGGGUGCGGAGGCGAAGUAUCGCAGCGCCAGUUCUGGCUCAUCACUCUUCUCUCCCAGCAGCCAGCUCUUCCCGUCGUCACGGCUACGCUACGGAAUGUCGGACGUGAUGCCGUCAGGGCGGAGCCGGCUCCUGGAAGACUUCCGGAAUAACCGCUACCCCAACCUGCAGCUGAGAGAGAUUGCUGGGCACAUCAUGGAGUUCAGCCAGGACCAGCAUGGCAGCAGGUAGAGAGACGUAGACAGCACAAAUAAUCUCUCAGCCCUAAUCUCAUCACCCCUGUCCAGUACCAAACACUAGUACCGAAACAUAGACCUACUGUCUUAUCCUCAUUGAUUGACUCCAGAUGUUGUCUGCUUGGAUGCUGGGCCUACCUACGUGAGGGGAGGCAGACUUUUAGAACUGGAAUGUUCUAUUUAUAAACUGUGGUGUCAAUCCCUCUCUUUCAUGUCUUUCAUCUCUCUCCUCAUCCCUAUCUCCUGUCUCUCUCUUUCCUCCCCCUCUCCUUAUUUCUCACCCCAUUCUUUCUUCUCACCCCCCUCAAUGCAAUUCAAUACACUUUAUUGGCAUGGAACGUUUUGGAGCUUACAUUGCCAAUGCAGAUAUAUAGGAACAUGUUGAAUCAAAGAUGAUAAUGAAAAUAACUCUCCCCUCUCCAGGUUUAUCCAGUUGAAGUUGGAGAGGGCCAGCUCAGCAGAGCGUCAGCUGGUCUUUAGUGAGAUCCUCCAGGCUGCCUAUCAACUCAUGGUCGAUGUCUUCGGAAACUACGUCAUCCAGAAGUUCUUUGAGGUUUGUGAACACAUUAUGAUUGUAUCAGACCCGUCUGUGUGUGUGUGAGCAAUUUGUGUGUUUUUUUGCCAGGUACCUAAUCCAGAAGUUCUUUGAGUUGUGUGUGUGUGUAUGGGGGGGGGGGGGGGGGUUGAUUUCUAACAGGCCUGUCUCUGUGUGUAAAUUGUGUGUUUUGACCGCUACAGUGCCUUCAGAAAGUAUUCAUUGACUUAUUCCCCAUUUUGUUGUUAAAGCCUGAAUUCAAAAUUAAUAGAUUUUUUUUUCUACACACUACCCCAUAAUGGCAAAGUGAAAACAUGUUUUUAGAAAUAAUUUUAAAAUGUAUUGAAAAUGAAAUAUAGAAAUAUCUUGUUCACAUAAGUAUUCACACCCCUGAGUCAAUACAUUUAAGAAUCGCUGUUAGCAGCGAUUACAGCUGUGAGUCUUUCUGGGUAAGUCUCUGUAAGCACUUUGCACACCUGGAUUGUACAAUAUUUGCCCAUUUUAUUAUUUUUUAAAUUCUUCAAGCUCUGUCAAGUUGGUUGUUGAUCAUUGCUAGACAGCCAUUUUCAAGUCUUGCCAUAGAUUUUCUAGCAGAUUUAAGUCAAAACUGUAACUAUGCCACUCAGGAACAUUCAAUGUCGUCUUGGUAAGCAACUCCAGUGUAUAUUUGGCCUUGUGUUUUAGGUUAUUGUCCUGCUGAAAGGUCUCCGUGUCUGUUGGAAAGCAGACUGAACCUGCUUUUCCUCUAGGAUUUUGCCCGUGCUUAGCUCUAUUGUUUAUUUUUGUCCUAACAAAUUUCUUAGUCCUUGCCGAUGACAAGCAUACCCAUAUGCAGCCGCCACCAUGCUUGAAAAUAUGAAGAGUGGUAUUCAGGACAUGAAGUUAAUUUCUUUGGCAAAUUUUUUUGCAGUAUUAUUUUAGUGCGUUAUUGCAAACAGGAUGCAUAUUUUGGUAUAUUUUUGUUCUUUACAGUCUUUCUUCUUUUCACUCUGUCAUUUAGGUUAGUAUUGUGGAGUAACUACAAUGUUGUUGAUCCAUCCUCAGUUUUCUCCUAUCAGACAUUAAACUCUUAACAGUUUUAUUUAUUUAUACAUUUUUACCCCCCUUUUUCCCCCCAAUUUCGUGAUAUCCAAUUGGUAGUUACAGUCUUGUCCCAUCGCUGUAACCCCCAUACGGACUCGGGAGAGGCGACGGUCGAGAGCCAUGCGUCCUCCGAAACACGACCCUGCCAAGCCGCACUGCUUCUUGACACACUGCUCGCUUAACCCGGAAGCCAGCCGCACCAAUGUGUCGGAGGAAACACCGUCCAACUGGCGACCGUGUCAGCGUGCAUUCGCCCGGCCCGCCACAGGAGUCGCUAGAGCGCGAUGGGAAAAGGACAUCCCGGCCGGCCAAACCCUCCCCUGACCCGGAUAACGCUGGGCCAAUUGUGCGCCGCCUCAUGGGUCUCCCGGUUGCGGCUGGCUGCAACACAGCCCGAGAUCAAACCCGGAUCUGUAGUGACGCCUCUAGCACUGCGAUGCAGUGCCUUAGACCGCUGCGCCACACAAGAGGCCUCUGUAACUGUUUUAAAAUCACCAUUGCCUCAUGGUAAAAUCCCUGGGUGGUUUCCUUCCUCUCCGGCAACUGAGUUAGGAAGGACGCCUGCAUCUUUGGGUCUAUUGAUACACCAUCCAAAGUGUAAUUAAUAACUUCAUCAUGCUCAAAGCGAUAUUCAAUGUCUGCUUUUUGUAUUUUUACCCAUCUACCAAUAGGUGCUCUUCUUUGCGAGGCAUUGGAAAACCUCCCUGGUCUGUGGUUGAAUCUGUGUUUGAAAUUCACUGCUUGACUUAGGGACCUUACAGAUAAUUGCAUGUGUGGGGUACAGAGGUUAGGUAGUCAUUGAAAAAAUUAUAUUAAGCACACAGAGUGAGUCCAUGCAACUUAUUAUGUGACUUGUUAAACACAUUUUUAUUCCUGAACUUAUUUAGGCUUGCCAUAACAAAGGGGUUGAAUACUUAUUGACUCAAGACAUUUCAGCUUUUCAUUUGUAAUUCAUUUGUAAACAUUUCUAAAAACAUAAUUCCACUUUGACAUAAUGGGGUAUUGUGUGUAGGUCAGUGACACAUCUCAAUUUAAUCAAUUUUGAAUUCAGGCUGUAACACAACAAUAUGGGAAAAAGUCAAGGGGUGUGAAUACUUUCUGAAGGCACUGUACAUCAUCAAAAAGUGUGUGUGUUAACUGUUCUCUCUCUUCUCCCCCUCUCUCUCUGUUUGUGUAGUUUGGCAGUCUGGACCAAAAGCUGGCUCUAGCAGAGAGGAUCAGGGGUCAUGUCUUGUCUCUGGCCCUGCAAAUGUACGGCUGUAGAGUCAUACAGAAGGCCCUGGAGUUCAUCCCCUCAGACCAACAAGUUAUAGUACGUAUUGUACUUUAUUUUUUAAUUUUUUUAUUUAACCUUUAUUUAACCAGGUAAGCCAGUUGAGAACAAGUUCUCAUUUACAACUGCGACCUGGCCAAGAUCAAGCAAAGCAGUGCGAUAAAAACAACAACACAGAGUUACAUAUGGGGUAAAACAAAACAGAAAGUCGAAAAUACAACAGAAAAAAUAUAUACAGUGUGUGCAAAUGUAGCAAGUUAUGGAGGUAAGGCAAUAAAUAGGCUAUAGUACAAAAUAAUUACAAUUAGUAUUAACACUGGAAUGAUAGAUGUGCAAGAGAUGAUGUGAAAAUAGAGAUACUGGGGUGCAAAUUAGCAAAAUAAAUAACAAUAUGGGGAUGAGGUAGUUGGGUGGGCUAAUUUCAGAUGGGCUGUGUACAGGUGCAGUGAUCGGUAAGGUGCUCUGACAACUGAUGCUUAAAGUUAGUGAGGGAGAUAAGAGUCUGCCGAGUGUGUGCACAUCGUCCAUGUCUAUGUAUGAGGAACCUCCAAGCAAAGAGCAACUGUAGACUGUGUGCGUUGGUGUGUUUAUCUAUCUCUAACCCUGUGUGUGUGUGUGUGUGUGUUGCAGAGUGAGAUGGUGCGGGAGCUGGACGGCCAUGUGUUGAAGUGUGUGAAGGAUCAGAACGGGAACCACGUGGUGCAGAAGUGUAUUGAGUGUGUUCAGCCCCACGCACUACACUUCAUCAUAGACGCCUUCAAGGGACAGGUAGGUGACGCGAACACACACACACACCAUCAUCAUCGCCUGCAGGGGACAGGUGGGUCACCAUGGUAAUGGCAACAGCAGCCCAGUGGCAGCCAUCUUCCAUCCACUGGCUACAUGUCAAAAUGAUCAUAAAGAGUGUGUUUGUAAAGAGAUUAUUGUGCCUGUGCUUAGCUGACUGUGGGAGAGUGAGUAAUUUUUCAGCACACACAAAGAUUGUCUGUAUUGGAUUGGGCUCUUGGAUUUUUCAAUUGUAUCAAUUUCCACAUUCCUGUGUUUUACAUUCCCACACAUCAGACAGCUAGUUGUGUAAAUGUUAGUGAUUGUUUGUCUAAAUGGUUAAGUAGGUCAUCGGGAAUUGGCUUGUAUCAGUCUUUCACUGGAGUGUGUGGGUGGUGGGUGUGUGAAUGAGUCAUCAGAGAUUUAAGGUGUGUUAAGGUGUGUGUGUGCCGGUGUAUAACGUGUGUGUGUGUGUCUGCAGGUGUUUGCCCUCUCCACCCACCCCUACGGCUGUAGAGUGAUCCAGCGUAUUCUAGAACACUGCCUUCCAGACCAGACCCUGCCCAUUCUGGAGGAGCUGCACCAACACACUGAACAACUGGUGCAGGUAAAACACAGAGAUGCGCACACCACCGGUUUGACCAGACAUUUUGUUGCAUCUGCUGAUGUCCAGAUCAGGACGUUGUCAUUACACUGACAUUCUGUAUUGUGUUUAAGGCUGAAACUUCUAGAAUUUGAAACUGCUUGAAACAAAUGUUCAGCCUUGUCAUGUAGCUAACGUAAAUGCAAAACUCAGUGUGUAACUGUUUCUCUCUCUCUCUCUGUCUGUCUCUCUGUCUGUCUGUCUGUCCAGGACCAAUAUGGUAACUAUGUGAUCCAGCAUGUGUUAGAACACGGCAGAGCGGAGGAUAAGAGUAAGAUAGUAGCUGAGAUCAGAGGAAACGUUCUGGGGCUCAGCCAACACAAGUUCGCCAGGUACACACUCGCACAUCAAUCAAUCACAUUGGUUUAUCAUUUUUUCGGCAUUGAGCAAAUUUCAAGUCUGCUGAGCACAAGCUUGAAUGUUAGAAAAUUAUGUGCAACUUCUGGCACGCGUUUACUGUGAACACUGAGGCUGUACCCACUUUAAGUUACAGUUAUAACAUUGGCCAUGUAGGCUACUGUGGCUAUUUGAUCAUAAUGUAGGCCUACCAGAGUGGCCUACCAUUAAAAAACUAUGGAGAAAAUGCAUCCCAUAACAUUUUAACAUGGACAUAAAUGUUCUAUCAUUCAGCCUACAGUAGCAGCCAAUGUGUGGUGUUCAAUGUAGGCCUACAUUCCAGGAGACUUUUGAAAACAACAUGCAGGGCUUGACAUUAACCUGUUUAUCCACUAGUCCUUCAGACAAGGAGGUGACUGAACAUGUUUGAUGCAAGAAACCACUUUACAAAAUAAAAUGUAUUAUUAUUCCCAUACCAUUAUCACAGAGAAUCAGACAAUGAUGCUACCCUCUGCCUAUUGGCUACUCAAGCCUGUCUCAAAAUACAACAUAGCUUUUUUUCUGUCUUAAAAGGGGCAAUUUACUUGACUUGCUUUUCAAAGAUGGCUAGAAAUGCAUACGUUUUGUGCUCUUGUAGGAAGCAACCACUCCCCCAUUGCUGACUAGAAAUUAGCUAUAACUGGGCUAAUAACUCACUUAAUAGCAAAGAAUAUGAACAAAUGUGCACACGUGGCUACAUGCAGCUCUCACUUUGAUCUUAAAACAAGCUAAUCUACUCACGGCCACUCAUGCUGUAACAGUCCAGCUCAUAGUGAACGGCACAGAUCCAUAUAUGGCAAUGGUCUAUUUGCAUAUAGGCCUACUGCAGCUCUGAUUGGUUUGGCACACCAGUCUGUGUAGAGUAUGGGCCUGAGUCAUGCUUGUCAAUGCAAUAGAAUCCUACAUCCAAUGCGCUCUGCCUAAAAUAAAAUAUCUUGCACAGUUCGUUUUGUUUCGGUAUGUUGCAUUGAAAGUGGCUAAUAUUGAGUUGAUUCGAUCACAAUUCCCACAGUAGAGGGGAAACGUUGAUAGUGUUAACUAAAGGGGAAAACUAGAAAGUUGAGUGAAGUCUAGUCUCGUGCUUCUCUGCGCGGGCUGAUAUUUAUUCUGCGCGACAGUCCCGGGAGAGCUGCAUGCCCACGCGCAGCAUAUAUGGAACAUUGUUAAUAAACCCUUUUUAUAGCCGCGGUUGUCACAAAGUUACAGUUAACCUGGCCUAGACCGCAAAAGGCCAUGCAGAAUCAGUGGCUAACCCAGCCUCUCUUACUCUCUGCAGUAACGUGGUGGAGAAGUGUGUGAGCCAUGCGUCGCGUGCAGAGCGGGCCGUGUUGAUAGACGAGGUGUGUAGCCUGACGGAGGGGCCCCACAGUGCCUUGUACACCAUGAUGAAGGACCAGUACGCCAACUACGUGGUUCAGAAGAUGAUUGAUGUGGCCGAACCAACACAGAGGAAGAUCGUCAUGCACAAGGUUGGGACCUGUUUGUGUGAAACAGUGUGUGUUUGAGAGAAAGAGAGAAGCAGUUUGUUUGUGUGUGUGUGUGAGCGACGUAAAGAGAGGGAAUAUAAUAAAUAAUACAUUUAUUUUGUAUAGCGCUUUUUCAUUAGUGUUAUCUCAAAGCUCUAAAAAUAUAUGUAUAAAUGGUAUGCAAUUGUUUGUGUGUGUACGUAUUUCUCCCCUUCUCGCCCCAUCAGAUCCGGCCCCACAUCUCCACCCUGAGGAAGUAUACGUAUGGCAAACACAUCCUGGCUAAGCUGGAGAAAUACUACAUGAAGAAUGGAGUAGACCUGGGUCCUCUCUGUGGCCCUCCCAAUGGCAUCAUGUAAACUACUACCCCUACACCCCCUUAUUCCUUACACCCUUACACCCUAACUCUUACACCCUUACACCCUAACCCUUAAGGACAAGACGGACCAACAGGAACGUCAGCCGUGUGCAGUAGAUCACCUGCUGGGUGUCGAGGAAUGGUGGCCAUUCAACAUAAAGGACGGCCACCCUCUGUGCACAGCUGAAGUUUUAUUGGAAUGUCUUGUCUUCUGUACCAUAACCCCUGGCCUAUACCCUACAUGAAGAACGGAGUGGCCCGCCUAAUGGCAUCAUGUAAACUACUAUCCAUAUUUACCCCAUUAUUCCUGACACCCUUACACCCUAAACCCUAUACCCCCUCCUCCCCUUUAUUCCCCUCCUAAUGAGAUAAUGUAAACUACUAUCCUACCCCCCAAUGAUGACAUGUAGAACCCUCUUUACCUACUCCAACCCCUCCUGCUCACUCUUAUCCCCAUGGUAGCCCAUUGGGAGUGGCCUGUCUAAACAGGAAGCCUUGGUUAAUUUAGCCCCUCCCCCAACCCAAGCCCUACUCUGCUAUAGUGGAGCUGUUUAGGGGGAGGCAGAGGGGUGAGGGGGAGGUGAGAUGCGUCCCACCCCUCCAUUCCUUCUCCCUUUUUUUGUUUUCCUUUAUUCGUCUUUUAAAUAAAUUAGAAUCAUUUAACUUUUUUGCUACUGCUGCGGGCCACACACUUCUAUGUCCUAUCGCUACUAUGGGAUGGAACGAACGUAUUUAAUUUGUCUGACGUCGUCACCAAAUCAGUCACACACACCGUACAAUAACAGACACGCACACCACACACACAUGCUACUCACCACACACACACGCACGCCAUGAGCUUACCAGCACACAGAUCAUUUAGCAUGGGAGAUUAGUUUCCGGUCUUGCUUCUAUAUAUAGCGUGUAUACUUGGUGUAGACCUUUGCAUAUAUAUAUAUAUAUA
This is a messenger RNA of Coregonus sp. 'balchen', 26113 nucleotides long. The record is from the annotation of a GenBank genome assembly. Lineage: Eukaryota; Metazoa; Chordata; Actinopteri; Salmoniformes; Salmonidae.